AUGAUCGAGCUGAUUGCUGCGCGUGGCAACACAUCUCUAGAAUCUGCGGUAUCACUGACCAAAGCUCUACGAUGGGACAUUCAAGCUCUUGGCCAACGGUUGGCGAAUGCGGCUGCAUCCGAAGAGCAAUUCCGAAAAGGAAGCAAGUCUGCCGCUAGUCGCACUCAAAACGAUGCGGAGAUCAAGCUCAUUAUCAAGGACAUCAGGAAACUCUUGAUACGAAUUGAGGAUGCAGUGCCCCUCAUGAAUCUGGCGAUCACUGCCUCUGGGGCUAAGCUAUCAACUAAUUUACCGUCAUCCAUUUCGCCAUCCAGAUUACUACAAGCUAGCACUUUUCUUAUCGCUGGUGACACGCAGUAUUCAAUGUCUCCUUCGCAGGCCGUCCAAAUCGGCCCUACCUUCACUCUGUCAGUGUACAUGCUUUAUGCGAGUCAUCUUCGGCCACAUGACGAAGAUGGGAUUCGCGAAACGACCUGGAAGGAGGUCAUGCACAAAGCCCGCCUGAAGCUCCGACGAGUGCCUAUGGACCUGGCUACCAACCCACAGGCGGCACAGAAACGUCAUCUGUACCCCGCUGAGGCAAGGGUAGAUGAAUUCGCCUAUCAAUUGCUGAUAAUCGAGGAUUUGGACGACGGGCGGGUUCACACGUUCAAUGACGACGAGCCUCGUCCAGAGAGCUAUGAGGACGUCAAGUCUGCCGGACUACGGGAAAUACUCCCCAUUCACCAAAUUUCCAAGAUAUUCUAUGCCGACACGGGCAAGAUAUUGAAUAUCAGCACGGACGGCGAAACGAACAACCCCGUGUUACUUCUGAAGCGAGACGUCAACGCUAUCCCUCCCCGACGAAUGGUAGAGCGCGAAGAGACCGCCUACGACACUCCCUCCGAUGAAUCCGACACCGAAGAAGGAGACGACGAUCAAGCGCAGCUAGACGCCCAGUUAAACGGAGCGUCUGCCCCUUCCAUGAACGCCAGCUUCCACGAGACCUCGGUGCCCGAUGAAUGGCGCUUACCCAAGGAUCUCGACCCCGAAUGGAUCGCUUUCGAAGUAUACAACGAGGACGAAUCAUCAGACGAUGAGUCCGACGAUGAACCCCCCAAAACGCCCGCCAAAGAGUCAUCCUCAACCUUCGACCCGGAAAUGAUGGCCAAACUCUCCCUCGACCCCGGCAGCAACAGGUCAACUCCCUCCAGCCACAAACACCAAGACAUCUCCCGCCCUUCUUCCUCGUCUCAAAACAUCGCCACAGCCACUGUCUCCAACCCCCAAUUCAACAACAUCCGCACCUCCCUCUCCCUCCUCGAGAUCCUCCUCCGUCUGAUGUCCCUGCAGCAAUUCCAACAGCAAUCCCACCUCUCUAUCAGCGAUGAACUCCUGAACUUCUUCCUCGAAGAGUCCGCCACCACUGGUGCCGGCGGCGACGAGCAACACCGGCAACGUCUUCGCGCCGACGCCCGUCGCAGAGUCGGCUGGGAUCCCUACGACGAAAGCCCCCUCAAACGACGCGGCGAGGAGUAUCAGUACACCUGGGCCCCGGAUGGCACGCCGACGGGGUAUCCCCGCGAUGGUGCUGAUUAUCCUUACUCGCCGAGUGACCGCGUGCGAGGGUUCCAUCUCCGCUCUAGGGAGAAUACGCCGGAGACGCCGUUGCGGUCGCGACGCUCUACCCCGGCGCGGCCGGACGUGCGUCAGCCGAGUUCGCUGCGUAGUUCGUCGGUUCGUCCAGAGGAUGCGGAGGGCCGGUGA
This is a messenger RNA of Aspergillus affinis, 1746 nucleotides long. RefSeq names its product RanGTP-binding protein. The transcript has 2 exons. Gene Ontology annotation, cellular component: cytoplasm; nucleus. Gene Ontology annotation, molecular function: GTPase regulator activity. Lineage: Eukaryota; Fungi; Ascomycota; Eurotiomycetes; Eurotiales; Aspergillaceae. Bases 1 to 1746 code for a protein of 581 amino acids. The record is from RefSeq and is a predicted model, not a curated record.